CGGGCGAGCGGCUUCUGAACCGCAUUCUAGUCUAGAGCCGACUUACUAGCACCCAGAAAGCUGUACCCAAACAUGGUGCGCAUGAAUUGGAUGAUGAGUGCUAGUGAUGGAUGGCAAGGUAGCCAUAUUUUAAUAUUUAAGCCUUGUGCAACUGAUAGUGAUACACCGUCGAUCCUGCGACUCCUCUAUUCUCUCCGUAGUUUGAAGCAUAGGCCUCUCUACUAGAAUCUCGUUCAACAAGACUUUCAAACUGACUCUGUUUUCUUCGUGCUGCAUUGUGGUGCUCUUCCAUGGCUUCCAUACCACUGGAUAAAGCUAACUUCCUUGCCCUAGUAUGCGAGACCUUGUUAUACGGGUCCUUCACGGUUCUAUUUAUCGCUGCCAUAUAUGUCAUCGUCCGGAAGCGAUCGGGAAUAAACGUCAAACUUCUCUCGACGGUGGUCAUCAUUUGGAUUCUAGCAACUGUGCAUUUGAUUCUAGAUAUAGUUCGUGCCAUCGAGGCAUUUGUUGAGUUGGAGCGUGGAGGGGCGCAGCAAUACUAUUUGGAUUUAUCAAAUCCUUUGCAGGCUGCCAAAACAGCGAUAUAUGUCACCUUGACCCUCGUCGGAGACGGAUUUGUGAUUUAUCGCUGCUUCAUUGUAUGGAAUGGCAAGUGGUGCAUCAUACCUGGCCCUAUUUUACUGCUGUGCGGGACAGGCGUGGGCGGGUUUGGUGCUACUGUUGCCUUUUCCCAUGCUGCACCUGGGGCGGAAGUGUUCUUACCGAAUAUUGUUCCUUGGAUCACUAGUUUCAUCUCAAUGACUUUAUGCACGAAUAUUAUCUGCACUUCUCUUAUAGCCUAUCGAAUUCUUAGCAUUCAACGAGCCGUUCGCAAUGUCAUUCAAGUGAAACCCGCUCGUUCUGCUCUCAUGAUGGUCAUCGAGUCAGCCGCUGUGUAUUCAGCCUCUGUACUUUCGUUAAUGAUCACCUACACGCUCGGUUCGAAUGCUCAGUACACGGUCCUAGAUCUGACCGCACCCUUAAUCGGAAUCACGUUCACAAUAAUUAUUCUUCGUGUCAGUCUCGGCAUCAGCUCUCGAGAACUGACGGCUUUGUCGGUAACCGGGCCACAGAGCAGCGGCCCACAGAGUUUCUCUUUGAGCCGCCGAACUCCCGUCGCAGUAAAUGUCAGUCAUCUCGUUGAGAUGGACACUGGUGAUUACUCGCCCCAAAGGCAAGAUGGUACUUCUGUGACAAAACAUCUCAUGGUAUAGCGUCUUUUUUCUGUGAUUCCAUGAUAUAUAACGGCGUUCUUUUAUAGGUGCAGGCACCGAGCCCUGCCACACUUUCUACGUGCAGAAAUAGAUACCCGCGCUUCAAGUUAAAUAUAUAGCUAAACUUAAAUCAAUCAAUUUGAU
Messenger RNA from Desarmillaria tabescens, 1397 nucleotides. RefSeq lists its product as uncharacterized. Lineage: Eukaryota; Fungi; Basidiomycota; Agaricomycetes; Agaricales; Physalacriaceae. The coding region runs from base 291 to 1253 and encodes 320 amino acids. The record is from RefSeq and is a predicted model, not a curated record. The transcript is spliced from 9 exons.